Fusarium venenatum is the source of this 1098-nucleotide messenger RNA. The record is from RefSeq and is a predicted model, not a curated record. Lineage: Eukaryota; Fungi; Ascomycota; Sordariomycetes; Hypocreales; Nectriaceae.
AUGGAUUUUGAUGACGAUGCCCCACCAGAGUUGGUCGAUAUAACCGCAAACGACGUGGAUGAAGAGAUCACAGUCAAAGUCCCUAUCACCAUUGUGACAGGUUAUCUUGGUGCUGGUAAAACAACAUUGCUGAAUUACAUCCUCACAGCCCAGCAUGGCAAAAAGAUCGCCGUCAUCAUGAAUGCGCUCGAUAUCGAGAAGUCCCUUACUGUGAACAAGGGUGAUGAGCAAGUAGAGGAGUGGUUGGAAGUCGGUAACGGCUGCAUCUGCUGCUCUGUCAAGGAUACUGGAGUCAAUGCUAUAGAAUCUUUGAUGUCAAAGAAGGGAGCUUUUGAUUACAUCCUUCUCGAAACCACUGGACUAGCUGAUCCUGGUAACCUGGCACCGCUCUUCUGGGUAGAUGAUGGACUCGGAAGUACCAUUUACCUCGACGGAAUCGUCACCCUGGUUGAUGCAAAGAACAUCUUGCGCAGUCUAGAUGACCCAAACGGUAUUGUCGAGGGGCACGAUCACGAUGGCCAUGGCCCUGUCAUGACAACCGCUCACGUCCAAAUUUCUCAUGCGGACGUGAUUGUGAUCAACAAGGCCGAUAUGGUGUCCGAAACGGAACUCAACCAGGUCAAGGAGAGAAUCCAAUCAAUCAAUGGCUUAGCCAAGAUCCAUGUGACUGAGAGGAGUGUAGUCCCCCAGCUAGAGGGAUUCCUGCUCGAUUUGCAUGCAUAUGACCAGUUCAAUGAAUCAGAUGCUAGUGCCAAGGGACACAGUCAUCUUGAUCCUACCAUUUCGACCGUCACUAUUCCUGUCGGUCGCCUUGAACCGGAACAACUGGACACUGUUGACCGCUGGCUACGAUCAGUCCUGUGGGACAGCAAACUGCCCGAAGCGGAAGGGGAGGGCGAUUUCGAAAUUCACCGCUCAAAGGGACGUCUUGUGUUUGCCAAUGGCGAGGUCAAGAUGCUGCAGGGGGUGAGGGAAGUUUUUGAGAUAAAUGACGGGCCAUCGGGAGACGAGACACCAAAGGAGGGCAAGAUCAUUCUGAUUGGAAGAAAUGUUGGAGGCGUUGGAUUUGAAGACAGUUUCAAACAAGCCAUCAAAUGA